Messenger RNA from Panicum hallii, 1540 nucleotides. Its product is annotated as pectate lyase-like. Lineage: Eukaryota; Viridiplantae; Streptophyta; Magnoliopsida; Poales; Poaceae. Gene Ontology annotation, molecular function: pectate lyase activity. Bases 93 to 1394 code for a protein of 433 amino acids. The transcript has a single exon. The record is from RefSeq and is a predicted model, not a curated record.
ACCCGCCGGGGAGGGCUCAGGAACCUUCGACACCAUACUCAUCUCCUGAGCCUUUCCCCCGCGGUGGGGCGCCGCGCCAGCGUCCACCCACGAUGGCGGCGGGGUUAUUAAUAAGGAGCCCCCUGCCCGUUGUUCUCUUCUGCGUCCUCGCCGCGGCCGUCGCGGCGGCGCCCAAUGUCACCUCCGACGAGGAGUACUGGGCGGCGCGCGCGGAGGCGGCCCGCGCCAGCAACCUCGCGGCCUACGUCAGCGAUCCCGUCGCCGCCAUGAACCGCUUCAACGCGGAGACGCUCCGGGCCACGACGCGGCGGUCGCUGGGGCGGUACCAGGGCCCGUGCAUGGCGACGAACCCCAUCGACCGCUGCUGGCGGUGCCGCGCCGACUGGGCGGCGGACCGGCGGCGGCUUGCGCGGUGCGCGCGCGGGUUCGGGCACCGGACCGCCGGCGGCGCGGGCGGGAAGAUCUACGUGGUGACGGACGCGAGCGACGACGAGAUGGUGAUCCCGCGGAAGGGCACGCUCCGGUACGGCGCGAUCCAGGACCGUCCGCUGUGGAUCGUGUUCGCGCGCGACAUGGUGGUGCGGCUCCGGCAGGAGCUCAUCGUGAACCACAACAAGACCAUCGACGGCCGCGGCGCGCAGGUGCACAUCGUCGGCGCGCAGAUCACGCUGCAGAGCGUGCGGCACGUGAUCAUCCACAGCGUCCACAUCCACCACUCGGCGCCGCACUCGGGGGGGAUGAUCCGCGACUCGAAGCGCCACUACGGGCUGCGCACCCGCAGCGACGGCGACGGCAUCUCCAUCCUGUCCUCCAGCAACGUCUGGAUCGACCACGUCUCCAUGUACCGGUGCUCCGACGGGCUCAUCGACGUCGUGAACGGGUCCACGGCGAUCACCAUCUCCAACAGCCACUUCACCAAGCACGACCACGUACUGCUGUUCGGGGCCAGCAACGACAACCCGCAGGACGCGGCGAUGCAGGUGACCGUCGCCUUCAACCACUUCGGCAAGGGGCUCGUGCAGCGGAUGCCCCGGUGCCGCUACGGCUUCUUCCACGUGGUGAACAACGACUACACGCACUGGCAGAUGUACGCCAUCGGGGGGAACAAGAACCCCACCAUCAUCAGCCAGGGCAACCGGUUCAUCGCCCCCGACGACCCCAACGCCAAGGAGGUGACCAAGAGGGAGUACACGCCCUACGGCGAGUACAAGGAGUGGGUGUGGAAGUCGCAGGGGGACGUGAUGAUGAACGGGGCCUUCUUCAACGAGUCCGGCGGGCAGAACGAGCGCAAGUACGACCAGCUCGACUUCAUCCCGGCAAAGCAUGGGAGCUACGUCGGGCAGCUCACCAGGUUCGCCGGCGCGCUCAACUGCCGCGUCGGCGAGCCCUGCUAGGCUUGGUUCGAUCGAGUCGAUGGCAUUUCUGGGAUCGAGGACGAAGAAGAGAAACCAAACAACCAUACAUAGGUUCUGGGUGGACAUGUAACCAUCAUGUUAUUAUAUGCCCGUUUCUCGAAAUUAUGUAUGCCAAGGAUGAAAAA